AUGGGCAAAUCCUACGACUCCAAGGCCAAGGUGGCGGGGCAAAAACCGCAGAACUGGGACGACGAGAUCACACACAAGUACUGCGGCGCGGUGGACGUCGGGCGGACGGGCAAGUCGAACAAGGCGCAGCGGUGCCAGCAGUGCAUGAUUAUCAAGGCCAGCAUGGCCAAGGAGGAGAGCAGAGAGACGGCCUCGAGGAGGAAUGAGAAGAUGGGGUGGCAGGCGGGGAGUUUGGAUUGGCAGUGA
Podospora bellae-mahoneyi is the source of this 246-nucleotide messenger RNA. RefSeq lists its product as uncharacterized. The record is from RefSeq and is a predicted model, not a curated record. The transcript has a single exon. Bases 1 to 246 code for a protein of 81 amino acids. NCBI's taxonomy places the organism in Eukaryota, Fungi, Ascomycota, Sordariomycetes, Sordariales, Podosporaceae.